This is a messenger RNA of Sclerotinia trifoliorum, 3540 nucleotides long. Lineage: Eukaryota; Fungi; Ascomycota; Leotiomycetes; Helotiales; Sclerotiniaceae. The record is from the annotation of a GenBank genome assembly.
GGCUAUCAAAUAAAAAAUAAAAAACAUUCGGAGCUUCUGCCUCACGUUUGCCAAUUUCAACCGUGAACUCCUCGACUUCUCAAAAACUCUUGACAACGCCAUGGCUUCAAUAUUGAAGCGCAAAAGAGCGCAGACAGAGGUAGCGGAUAUUCCAAAACGAUCCAAACCUACGUCAGAAUCAGCAAACCCCUCCACGAAAUUUGCUCAGAGCAAUGGUGGAUUUGAUAUUUUCGAAGCGCUGGGAAAUGGAAAGGAAUUGGCUCAGGUCAAUGGUGCGCAUGUCAAAGACGAAUUUGAAUCAACGGAGGUUAUUGAUUUUGAGGAUCUCUUCGAGGAUUUGCCAUUCGAGUCAGUGGAUUCGCAAGCAAAACGAGGAUUGAAGCCAAGGAAGGAAAUAUGGGAAAAGAAAAUUCCGCAGGCACCGAAACCACUGAAAGACCAAAGUUGGAGAAUAUCCGAGCCUGUUGGUGGCCGUAUGAUUAAUGCAAAUCCUGUGUUCACAGAGGAUGAGAAGUAUGGCAUUAUUCCCUCUUCGUGACAAGCUCAAUUGCUGACUAGAAUUAAGAUAUCUGAUCUUAGCAAACCGAAUGAGCCUCCUCAUCUACUCAACUUCCGACUCCCUACUCACCCGAACGAUCAAAUUUGACCACUCGAAACAUCCUUUCGCUCAUAUAGUUGCAUACGAACUUUCACCUACUGAUUCUAACAUUGUUUGGGCAGCCCUAUCUGACGGCGCCAUAUACCGCCUAGAUUGGACUUCGGGAGCUGGUAAUGAUCAAUCUUGGAAGAUUUCGUCAACUGGAUGUAUACAUAUGACUGUUGCUUCUAUGGUAUCUGCUGGACGACGAAGAGAUGUGGUAUUCACUACUGAAACCAAGAAGGAUGGAGGCUGGCGAAUUACUGCAAAUGAAUUGACUCAGCCUGAUUCGCCGAUACAAACAGUCGCAAGGACCAUAUAUACUUCAAAAACACCGAUCAACUACUUGAAAACUGCCAAUGAAGGCUCCGUACUCCUCGCAGCUUCUGGUAAAAGCAUUUUACUAGGUUAUGUCCGAAACUUGGACUUUGAUACUACUGACAAGAUCAAAUAUGUAUUCCGUGUCUUUGAUUCGACUGCUCCUAUCAUGUCAUUGGAUGCAAGAGUAUAUCCUAGAACCGGUACUGAUGACAGGAAUAUAUCGAAAAAGACACCAGUGGUUGACGUAGUUGUUGGCGACGCGAAAGGAUUUAUAUUCAUACAUCGUGACUUGUUGGGCAAUCUCAUACAAUCAGAAAAUAAAAAUUACGCUUCCAUGGUCAACCUUGUACCAGCAAGAUUUCAUUGGCACCGAAAAAGUGUCGAGACAGUGAAGUGGUCACUGGAUGGUACGUUUAUUUGUUGUGCUUUACUACCUAACGUUGCAUGAGCUAACCUGGUAACAGGAAACUACAUCAUAUCCGGAGGCAGCGAAACAGUGCUCGUACUUUGGCAGUUGGAUACUGGAAAGAAGCAAUUCUUGCCUCACAUGACGUCAACUAUUCUUAAUGUGGUCGUGUCUCCUUCUGGAUCAUCAUACGGUGUCCAGCUCGCCGACAACUCUGCGAUGGUAUUAUCCACCGCCGAACUGGAACCCACGGCGAAUUUCGCUGGCAUCCAAUCCAGCGUCGUCCGGUACGCCGAACCUCAAGCAGAUGAAGUUCAGAGAGCCAAAUCUCAUAUCUACAAAUUUCAUGUCGUACAGCGGACACCUGCCGUUAUUAGUUCUUCAAACCCCUCGCAUCUGUUACUCGGUGUUGGAGAGAAUCCAGAAGUACCGUUUUACGGAGCUCCCAUCAGGAAUUGUUCGUUCUUACAAACUUAUGAUCUCAGUGCCGGGCAUAAUGUUUCAAAGCAAGCUCUUGCAAGGACGAAUGUCACAACUUUAAAUGAGACGCCAAAUGCACGUCCAAUGUCGGAACCCAGAAUUACCCAUAUUCAAAAGUCUCAUGAUGGGCUUUGGCUAGCUACUGUCGACGAGUGGACACCGUCUCAUGCCGACCUCGAUUUCAUUCAGCAUCAAGCUACAAAUCCUUUUGCCGAGCUCAAACUGAGACGCGAAAUCUGUUUGAAGUUUUGGCAGUGGAAAGAAGAAGGCCAGUUAUGGGAAUUGGUAUCGCGAAUUAAUACUCCCCACACGGCAAGUGAUGCCGCACCUGGAGCAGGCCAAAUCCUAGGCCUCGCCACAGACCCCAGCUCUUUGAGAUUCUCUACAAUAGGAGAAGACAGUGUGGUACGUACAUGGGUUCCAAAGACUCGAAAAAGAGAUGGCAUUGCGGUCAAGGAUGGGAAGGGCAAUGCACUCAAAAACUGGCACUGCCAGCAUGAGAUCCAACUCGAGAAGUCUGAACUUACAGAUGACUACUUGCGUAGCACGCCAUAUAAUGGCGCUGUAGCGUUCGCUGAUGAUGGCUCAAUACUAGCUGCAGCAUUUGGUAAAAAUGGAACAGUUCAUAUGAUCGAUCCGGAACAGGGCUCCAUCACAGCUUCACAGCACGGCUUAUUUGAAGGUAGUAUUGUGGCUAUGGAAAUCUUGGGUAGAGAUCUUAUAACCUUGUCCGAUUCAAUUCGUGUACAUGAUUUGGUUUCGGACCAACUAAGAUAUAGCUUGAAGCUAUACAAAUCUAUCACAGGAAUGCAUAUCAUACAGAAGAUUGAAAUGAUGCACUUGGCAAUCAAUCGAAGCAGUCGCACAUUUGCGGUCGCGAUACCAAUGAGACUCACUCCUCCUUCCGCAGAAGAGCUCAGAGAGCAAACGUUCCCUCCAACGUAUUCUGGGUUCGCAGUCUUUGGCCAGGAUAGUCAAACGCCACUGUUGACCGAGUGUUUCGAGACUGCAGUUUCGGCUAUCAUACCCAUCGAAGAUUCAGAAGGAUUCCUGGUCCUCGACGGAACUGCUGAAAUACGAAAUGUGAUGAAGAAGGGCACGCAACCAAUAACUGCAUUGGCUCAACCAACCUCUGAUCUUCAAUUAGAUACAAUUACGGAUGAAGCAACUGGUGAUCUGCUCCAGAUGAUUGAAGACGUUGAAGAUGAGCCGGAAGAAGCUGAAGCUUUAUCUCCCGCGGUCAUGGAGGAUGACGAUGAUACACCUGUUGUGACACAACAAGAACUUUCAGGUGUAUUUGAUAUUGGGCCGGCGUUUGCAUUGCCACCUUUGGAGGAGAUGUUCUAUCAGGUGGCAGGAUUGUUUUCUAGUAAACCUUUGGAAAAGAUGGUAUAAUGAAAUUAUAAUGGUUUCCAUACUUUAAGUUGGCAUAGCGAGGGGGGGUUAUAAACCUUGGAGCGUUAGGGAGCUUUGUAUAUGGCUGUACAGAGCAUAAAAGUACUUAUACCUUGCAGACUUUGGCAAGUUUUCCUUGACUUGGAAUGGAUUGUUAGUAUUACCCAUGCGAUUCAUUUUCUUUGUGAGACUCUUCAGCAGUCACUCGAACACAUCUCGUGCACACCUGUCAUAUUAUCAGGGGCCUUUUCAUCAUAUUGCGCCAUAUCACGGAAUCACCCCGCCAAAUGGUUCCAUAUCA